AUGCUCCCUGCACCCGGAGCACCCGGAGCUCCUGGGGCCCUGGUGUCUGUGAGGCCGGGGCUGGGGGGGCACACGGGGGAGUGUGAAGGACGCGAAGAGCAGGUCCAGGCCGGGGUCCAACACUUCUCUGACGGCUCUUCUUACGAGGGAAAGACCGUGAACGGCCUGAAACACGGGGAAGGAGUUUACACGUGGAACACCGGAGAGACUUAUGAGGGUGACUUCUACAAAGACUUCCGACAUGGAGAAGGAGUUUACAGCUGGCCAUCUGGACACAAGUUCAUCGGAAAAUUCUACCUGAACAGAAGCGAGGGCUAUGGCCAGUAUCUGUUCCCCAAUGGAAUGCACUUUCAAGGCUUGUACCAUAUGGGCCAAAGGCUUGGGCCUGGAGUCCUGACUUAUCCUGACGGCCGGCAAGAUGUGGGUCUGUGGCACAACCAGCGUCUGUUCCAACUCUGUACCACUGUAGAGGAGGGCUUUACACUUCGGGACUUCCCUCAGUAUGCUGCCUAUGGAAACUCUGCUGCUGCUGCUGCUGCUGCUGCUGCUGCUGCUGCUGCUGCUGGAGAGAGGGUCAUAUGGCCUGACUCCAAGGUCCGUUUGAAAAAAAAAUGCCACGAGCUGCCCCUCCCCAGGAAAAAAGUGAAGAAACACUUUCAUAGAGGAGGCUGA
This is a messenger RNA of Knipowitschia caucasica, 672 nucleotides long. The record is from the annotation of a GenBank genome assembly. NCBI's taxonomy places the organism in Eukaryota, Metazoa, Chordata, Actinopteri, Gobiiformes, Gobiidae.